CCCAAUUCAACUGCAAUGCUCCAGCUCCCAUCCAUUUCAAGCUCAACUCUGAUAUAACCCCAUCGCAAAAAUGGAGGUCGCCAUGUCCCUCAACGCUCUGGUUCGACUCCCCCUCUCGAAUUCGAGGCUACAAGACGAUGGACUCGUCCGGCACUCGCUCUUAUCGGCCAGAACGACGCAGAAGCCUGAGCAGAGGCAUCGGCACGGGCACACUUUCGUGGUGGAAGCCAAAGGCAAAAAAGGGAUGCAAGCUCGUCAGUUUCAAAGGGCUGCGCCUCCACCGCUCCCCAAGAUUGAAGACGACGGCAAUCCCAAAUUCGUUAUCUUCAUCCGUAUGGCCAAUGUUUAUCUAUGGUACCCGCUGAGUCUUAUAAAUGGUGGCACGACCGCCAAAAUCAUGGUUGCAGCAAAAGAUAAUUUUCUUGGCAAAUAUAUCUAUAAAGACACUCUGGCUAGGAACCUGGCUGCUGUUAUUUACCGUGAUGAAAAGGAGAUACAGAAGACGGCAUUUAAACAGUUUCGUGUGUUGCGGACAGCUACAGAAUUCAGAUAUGGCUACAAGCUUGUGGAAAAUGGCAAUUUGAGAUCGGCACUUUCAACCACGGAUGUAAUUGAGCUUCCAACUCAAGACCAGCUGAAGACAGUUCUCGAUAAAGUUAAGGACUUCUUUGGAGAUGCAAAGGACUCAUUCGGCAAACUCACUGCACUAGGUUCGCUCGAAGGUGAGGAGUCAGAUGAGAACUCUACAGAAAAGGCCAAGGUUAAAACUUGAGAGUGGAGUGGUGGUUUACAAGAUUGUGCAGCAGCCAAAUGAACUUCUUAAACCGGAGAGCUUCAAAGGUACAUAGAACGGUGGACUAGCAAGGUUUUUUUUGUAUCCAAAACUGUUACUUAGCAGAAAAAUUAGGGAGCUUUAUACGACAGUAUGUUGGAAGAACAUACAGCAAGGUGAUGUACACAAGUUUCAGUGAUGGUUUCUUUUUUAAAAGAAUCUUGUUUUUCUGAUCUGUUUUGUAACAUUUGAAUGGAAAUGCAGUUUUCAUUCCUCAAAUAUUGCAAUAGCCUUGAAUUUGUAAUGGGGGAGCCCUGAUAAACCCCAACCUGCUGCUAACAUUUAUAAUCACUGGUUUGGUGCUUUGGCUUUAGGGUGCUUCUGCAUUAGUAUUUUGAUGUAAA
This is a messenger RNA of Momordica charantia (bitter melon), 1176 nucleotides long. RefSeq names its product multidrug resistance protein. Lineage: Eukaryota; Viridiplantae; Streptophyta; Magnoliopsida; Cucurbitales; Cucurbitaceae. The record is from RefSeq and is a predicted model, not a curated record.